AUGCCUCUCCUCGGUCGCAAGUUCCCCGCGCAAAUCGCUAAGCCCAUGUGGCCCUUCUACGUCUCCGGCCUUGUCAUCCUUUACGGUGUCAACGCUGCCGCCAACGCCAUGGGCCAGGCCGACGAGUACAAGAACGACCCCCGCAACCCGGCCGUCAAGAACGCAUCGCCCAACCACUAA
Messenger RNA from Macroventuria anomochaeta, 180 nucleotides. RefSeq lists its product as uncharacterized. Gene Ontology annotation, biological process: proton motive force-driven ATP synthesis. NCBI's taxonomy places the organism in Eukaryota, Fungi, Ascomycota, Dothideomycetes, Pleosporales, Didymellaceae. The transcript has 4 exons. Gene Ontology annotation, molecular function: proton transmembrane transporter activity. The record is from RefSeq and is a predicted model, not a curated record. The coding region runs from base 1 to 180 and encodes 59 amino acids.